CUCUUUACAGACAGGGGGCGGUAACACACGGAAACCGUUAGCAAAGGCUAUCAAAGCCUGGCCCAAAAAAAAAAAAAAAAAAAAAAAUCAGCGCUCUCUCCAAGGAAACAAAACAAUAUAGAAUCUGGUUUACGGCGUGUGCCUCAAGACCGGAGCCUCUCUCGGACACUAUAACGCGCUUUCCCGUGGAAUGAGCAUUCCAUGCAGCAUCCUAGGUAUGAAUGACGGGGCCUGGCAGGAGACGAGAGGUGGGAUGCUGCAUGCAAACGGCGCUCCUGAGGGUGGAGGUGUCAGAGUCCUCGCUGGAGUGCCCUUAGCUGCGGUUGCCGGACCUCCAGGCGGCCCGCACUUGCAGGGCAUGGACAGGGGUGGCAAUCCUGCGCCGGGAACACCGCAGCCUCCGUUGAGCGGUCGCUCGCAGGAUGACGCCACAGUGGGCUACUUCUUUCAGAGGCAGCCUGGAGAGCAACUGGGGGGUUGCACACCUAGUAAACAUCGAUGGCCGACUGGGGACCCUAAUGUUGAUCAGGUCCGUGCCGUGGAUGACAUGAACUACGACUUUCAAGCACUCGCUUUGGAGUCCAGAGGGAUGGGUGAGCUUUUGCCUGCCAAAAAGCUCUGGGAUUCUGACGAGCUGGCGAAGGAUGGAAGAAAAGGAAUGCUUCUUGGGGAGGAGUGGCGGGACAACGCAUGGGGGCCAUCGCACCAUUCAGUGUCCCAGCCAAUUAUGGUCCAGCGGCGGCCAGGCCAGGGUUUUCACGGAAACGGCGAUGCCAAUUCGGUGCUCUCGCCCCGCUCCGAGGGCGGAGGCUUGGGUGUUAGCAUGGUGGAGUACGUCCUGAGCUCGUCUCCCGGUGACAAAAUGGACGCUCGUUACAGGAACGGUGGCUAUGGCGGGGGAGAUGCCGACCAGGACGGGAGGGAGAAGAUUGAUGGCCAAGAGAAGGUGUCUCCCUUUGAGGAGGACAAGAGCCCAGAGAUGAAGGUGGGAGACGAGAAUGACCCCGCAAAAGCCAAUGGAAGAAGUUUACUCAACGGCAUGGACAAAGACUUCAACCCAACUCCAGGAAGCCGCCAAGCUUCUCCCACUGAAGCGGUAGAGAGAAUGGGCCCCAACCAGACCGGACUUGAGAUGAUGAGCCAGCACCAUCAUCAUGUCCACCAUGCCCUCCAACAGCACAACCACAUCCACAACAAGGGCCCGGUGGAGGACUUCCAGAACCAGGAGGCCCAGAACAUGGGUGGUAUGGAGCAACAAGCCGGCGUGGAGUCCCUUCAGUUUGACUACGCAGGGAACCAGAUUCAGGUGGACUCCUCCGGAACCCCAAUGGGAUUGUUCGACUACAACUCUCAGCAGCAGUUAUUCCAGAGGUCCAACCCCCUGACUGUUCAGCAGCUUACAGCAGCCCAGCAGCAACAGUAUGCUCUUGCAGCGGCUCAGCAGCAGCAUCUUGCUGGCCUUGCACCUGCAUUUGUGCCAAACCCUUAUAUCAUUAAUGCUGCGCCCCCUGGAACUGAUCCCUACACUGCAGCAGGCUUAGCAGCAGCAGCCACACUUGCAGGGCCGACAGUGGUUCCACCACAAUACUACGGCGUUCCUUGGGGUGUGUACCCAGCCAAUCUGUUCCAACAGCAGGCUGCGUCUUCUGCUAAUCACUCUGCUAAUCAGCAAGCAUCCAAUCAGGGACCAGGGCCAGGUCAACCUCAGGUGAUGCGCACAGGGAACAACCAGCGCCCUCUUACACCCGGUCAAGGCCAACAGAGCCAGCAGGAAUCUUUGGCUGCUGCAAACACUGCAUUGGCGUAUACAGGAAUGCCCGGUUAUCAGGUGUUGGCCCCCGCUGCUUACUAUGACCAGACUGGGGCUUUGGUGAUGGGCCCAGGUGCCCGAACUGGCCUGAGCGGGCCAGUUCGUUUAGUCCAGACACCUCUCCUCAUUAAUCCUGCAGCAGCACAGGCGGCAGCUGCGGUGUCGGCGUCAGGUUCCGGCAACAAUAUGUCAGGCCCCCCAGCCAACGGCUUGUACCGCUCAAUGCCUCAACCCCAACCUCAGCAGCAGCAGCAGCAGGCUCCCCCGCAGAGCAGCGGCAUGCCCUCGAGUUCUUUCUACGGGUCUGGAUCGGUCUCUCUCGCCAACACCUCUCAGAGCAGCUCAUUGUUCUCCCACACCUCUGCUGCACCUCCGCUCCAGACCUCCUCCCUGGGCUUCAGCAGCCCUGGCAACUCGAUCGGCGUGGGCCUGGCCUCUGCUCUCGGAGGUUUUGGAUCCUCAGUAUCCAGCUCUACCAGUAACAGCGUGUCUCGCAGGGACUCCCUGCUGACAAGCUCCGAUCUUUACAAACGCGGAAACAGCAGUUUAACGCCCAUCGGGCAGCCUUUUUACAACAGCCUGGGUUACUCCUCCUCACCCAGCCCGAUUGGGCUCACCUCCGGCCACUCACCACUCACUCCUCCACCUUCACUGGCCUCCUCUCAUGGAUCCUCCACCAGUCUUCACUUAGGAGGCUUGACAAAUGGCAGCGGGCGUUACAUCUCUGCAGCACCUGGAGCCGAAGCAAAGUACCGCAGCACCGGCGGGACGUCCAGUCUAUUUAAUUCCAGCAGCCAGCUUUUCCCUCCGUCUCGCCCUCGCUACAGCCGGUCUGAUGUCAUGCCGUCCGGCCGGAGCCGCCUCCUUGAAGACUUCAGGAACAACCGCUUCCCCAACCUUCAACUUCGAGACCUGCCUGGACACAUGGUGGAGUUUUCUCAAGACCAGCAUGGAUCCAGAUUUAUCCAGCAGAAGUUGGAGAGAGCCAGUCCGGCUGAGAGGCAGAUGGUUUUUGGAGAGAUUUUGCAAGCAGCUUACCAACUUAUGACCGAUGUGUUUGGGAACUAUGUCAUCCAGAAGUUCUUUGAGUUUGGAAGUGCAGACCAGAAGCUGGCUUUGGCGACUCGUAUCCGAGGUCACGUCCUCCCUUUGGCUCUACAGAUGUACGGCUGCAGGGUAAUUCAGAAAGCCUUGGAGUCCAUUUCUUCAGACCAGCAGGUAAUUAGUGACAUUGUUCGUGAGCUGGAUGGCCAUGUUUUAAAAUGCGUGAAGGACCAGAACGGGAACCAUGUAGUGCAGAAGUGCAUCGAGUGUGUCCAACCUCAAGCCCUGCAAUUCAUUAUAGAUGCCUUCCAAGGCCAGGUGUUUGUCCUCUCCACGCACCCUUACGGCUGCAGAGUCAUCCAAAGGAUUUUGGAGCACUGCACCCAGGAGCAGACUUUGCCAAUACUGGAAGAGCUGCAUCAGCACUCUGAGCAACUGGGUCAGAAAUAUCAAGGCGUAUCAUUGGAGAUGACACCCAAAACAUAUUAUACAGUGUCCCGUGAUGCACUGUUCAAGGAUCAGUAUGGUAACUACGUCAUACAGCAUGUUUUGGAGCACGGGAGACCUGAAGACAAAAGCAAGAUAGUCGCGGAAGUCCGUGGGAAGGUUCUCCUCCUGAGCCAACACAAAUUUGCAAGUAAUGUCGUUGAGAAGUGUGUGAUUCACUCCUCGCGUGCCGAGAGAGCCCUGCUGAUCGACGAGGUGUGCUGCCAGAAGGACGGCCCCCACAGUGCCCUGUACACCAUGAUGAAGGACCAGUACGCCAACUACGUUGUACAAAGAAUGAUAGACAUGGCCGAACCUGCUCAGCGCAAAAUCAUCAUGCACAAGAUCCGGCCUCACAUCGCCACACUGCGAAAGUACACGUAUGGCAAACACAUCCUGGCCAAGCUGGAGAAAUUCUACAUGAAGAGCGGAUCCGAGCUGGGACCCAUCGGCGGCCCUACGAAUGGUCUCAUGUAGUCCCGCGGAACGUCACGGAGCCACAAGACAACAGACGCAGGUUCCGUUAACCUCUGCACCUCAACUAUGAGGGGAAUUACCAAAAGGAAAAAAAAAAGUCAAUUUCACCCUAAAAUGCUGUGACAGACUCCCUCCACGGCGCCCCCUUAUUCUCUCGGGUAAAGCACAAGGCCAUUGUUAAUUAUGUAAUUGAUGUAUUUGUACAUUUAAUUUUUUUUUUACCUUGUAAAUUCUUUGUAGAGGGGACAAAAACAACACAUUUGCUGAAACUUCUUACAAUUCACACCAGCAAGUGACUUAUUAAAAGCUAAAACUGAGUGACUAAAUUCCAUUAAGCUUUGUUAACCGGGCUCGUCUAAGUUGAGGUUAUUUGAUAUUCCUCCAUGAUCCCACGUCUGGUUGGAAUAAGAGUAUCCCAAUGGGGGGGGGCUUUCACUAAGUCAUGUUUUUAAAUAGAUUGCCUUGGUUUUUGGUCAUUCAGUUCAAUUUUGGUACCUAAAUAUUUCCAUUAUACAUGCGAUUAACUGGUACUAAUGACAAGAGAAUUUAAGGCGUUCUAGCAGAGGUUUUUUUUUAUUUUUUAAAUGCGAUAGUCGGGGCUUGACGGCGUGCUGUGGCAGGUUGCCUCUUAAUCAUUGUUACAUAAUACAAAAUGAACACUGCCCCAGAGCUAUCUGUACAUGGUAAAUAAUCAUCUUUGGCUUAUUAGUAGUUUAGUGUAGCAUCUUUUGUGUCAAUUGUCGCUUCCACCCCACCAACGCCGCCAUAUAAUAGUCACAAUUGUAAAGGGGAGUUUAUCCCAGCGUUGUACAUGAGAUAAAUAGACGGACUCGGAAGGGAAGGGAAGUCCAUUUUUUUAAUGUUCCUGUGUUUGUAUUUCUAAACCUAAUUUGGGUUGGGGGAGGGGGUAUGCAUUGAUUGGAGGCCGGUGGGGCCAUCUUAAAGCUAUACAACUGUCCUGUAAUUGUAGUGAUGGCUUAUUUGCUUCAUAUGAAUUGUAGAAUAUUUGUAGUAUAUGUGCAGUUGGUAAUUGUAAGAUUAUUCUUAUCAUCAUCAUUAUUAUUAUUAUUAUUAUUAGUUAAACUGAGAGAAAAAAAAAAAGUCUCCUUGUGGUGUUUGACAGGCCUUGCAAACUUGUAGUGAUGCUUUUAUUCCCUCUGUACAGUUGUACAUUUGUAAACGUUGAUGCUGUAAAUGGGAUGUCUUUUACAUUUUAGUGGGGAGAAAAAGGCUAAAAGUGUGCAUUUUUUGACGUGUGUGUGUAUAUUCAUCACUCCUUUCCCCCCCUGUUUUGAAUAUAAUGUAUACAGUUUUAUUUGAGCAAUUAUUUUGAUGGAGGAAAAAAAAACAAGUCCUUUUUAAAGCUUCACAAUCUGGCAUGUAUUGUUUUUAAUCUCUUACAGAAAAGAAAAAAAAAAGGCCAGCCUCUAUUUGUACUGGAGCUGCUGUAACAUCCACUGUUGAUAGUCUUUCUGAUGUGACACUUUUAAAAAUGGAUUUACAAACAAAACAAAAAAAAGAAUUCGGAGGCUGCCUUUUAUUAGUCUUCUGCUAACUUCACAGGAUACGACGAGAAAUAUUUUUGUACAGAAACAGUGCUGUAUUUUUGGCGCAGCGACUACCUUGUAAGCAAAAAAAACACACAAAAAAAAACCACAUUGUAAAAUAUUGUCAAUUAUAUAAAUAUGAACAUAUGAGUUUUGUCACACUGUCAAAGUCAUGUACAUUUUCGGGUGGCCUUAUGUACAUUUCCAGAUGUUAGAUGAAGAAAACCAACUCAAUUUUUUUUUGGAGGCAGAAUUGUGACUAUGUAUGAUUAAACUGUUCUAACAUUU
Nerophis lumbriciformis (worm pipefish) is the source of this 5652-nucleotide messenger RNA. The record is from RefSeq and is a predicted model, not a curated record. Lineage: Eukaryota; Metazoa; Chordata; Actinopteri; Syngnathiformes; Syngnathidae.